Messenger RNA from Lacerta agilis (Sand lizard), 1431 nucleotides. It is a transcript of the gene NLRC4, whose product is annotated as NLR family CARD domain containing 4. The record is from RefSeq and is a predicted model, not a curated record. Gene Ontology annotation, biological process: defense response to bacterium; detection of bacterium. NCBI's taxonomy places the organism in Eukaryota, Metazoa, Chordata, Lepidosauria, Squamata, Lacertidae.
GCUUGACAAAUGUCUCAAGAACACCAUGAUUGCUUGGUUCAGCAUAAAGCUGACUUUUAUAAGUAUCAAUUAUUUUAAAAUUUUCACCUACUGCGUGAAUAAAUUGACAUGAUUUUUUAUUUUACAAUUACUUAUACAGAUACUUUGCUUUGGAGACUAGGACAGCUAUCUUUAAAUGCCCUUUUAGAUGAACUAGAGGCAACCUGCAUAAUAGAGGGAGAAGCUGGCAAAGGAAAAACAACUCUCCUCAAAAGGAUUGCCUGGUUGUAGGCUAAUGGAAAUCAACCUUUGUUGACAAAAUUCAAGCUUGUUUUCUUUAUCAGUCUGAGCAGUACGCAGGCUGGACUGUAUGAAACAGUGUGUGAGCAAAUUCUUACAGAACAAUAUGAGAUGGGCAAACAGGAUUUUCUAUUUGAUGGAUAUGAUGAAUUCAAAUCCCAGAGAUGCACAGAAAUAGAAUCACUGAUCAAAGACAUUUGUAAAUUCAAAACAGUCAUCGUUACUACAAAGACUGUGUAAAUUAGAAGUUUGAGGCUUUUCGGAUUGCUGAUUUAUGAGACAGGUGAUCUGACUGAGGAAAGUGCAAAACAGCUAGUUAGAAAUGUCUUGAAAGGCCAGUUAGCAGAGGGCUUGUUGUCUCAACUGGAGACAACAGAUUUCUCUAAGGUGCUACUGGAAAUAUCUUUGUUUGUAGUUAUUGCUUGUGCCAUCCGUGGGGAAAACGACUUUAAAUCCACAAAACAAACCAUUCUCUUCUCUACAAUACAUGAUUUGCUGGCGGGGGGAAACAAGCACAAGAGCAGAGGGAUUCAUGAAGACCAUUUUCGCCUAAGCAUAAACCCCUGUGGAGAUUGAGUAUUUGACCACAAAUUUGAUUUUCAGCCUGAGGAUUUCUGCAGUGUGAAAGAACAAGUCCUGCUAGCUAUAGUCCUCAUGCAUAAGUACACAGCUCAGAGACUAAAGCCAGUAUCUUGAAUUUUUCAUAAGUCUUUCCAGGAAUACACUUGGAGACUUUCCAAGUUAUUAACAUCCAAUUGGGAGGAGGAGGAGGCCAGAGGGCAUAGUUACCUUCUAAGAAUAAAUAGCAUCUCAUAUAUUAUUACUACAUACUGCAGUUUACUUCUUUUUCUUUCUUUCUUUUUCAGUAUACUUGUAGAUUAUAAACUGAAGCCACCAGAAAAAUUAUCAGGCACCUAUCAGCCAUUCAUCAGCAAGACAGUCUUUUUGGAUUGCCAUCUUCCCAUGAUCUGUCAUAAACAGGCUGUCUCCUUAUUCUUCAACUGGGACUCAAAAGUCAAUUCUUUAGAUAUUAUACUCAAGGUCUUCAACAAAUUAGGAAGAGGUGAUGUCGAGUAUCUGGAAAAAACACGCUGCUCUGUGUCACGUCUUAGGCUGAAGAUCAGCAAAGGUCCUGCUUCGCAGGAAAGCUGA